GGAAGCUCGCCACCGCCUAGAUGCACAGAAUCACAAGCAGUCAGUCUCAAGUCCCCCUUCCCCAUUCAAAAUGUCACCAAUCUACUCACCGUUCGGAAUAGCCCAUCAUCGAAUAGAGUGGCGAGUUACCCAAUGGUAGUAGAGUGGCAAAUGAUACAGUUGCGUGAAAAGGAGGGGAGUGAGGGUACCAACCAUGGUAACGGUGCAAGCAAGGAGCAUCAAGGGCGAGAGAAUGUCGUUAAGGACGUAGGCGAUAUCUCGAGAGAACGAGAUAAAGACAUCGGUGGGCUCUGGGGUUGGAAGGAGAUGGGCGACUGUGUUCUUUUGCAAGUACAUUUGGACACCAGUGGCGACGUAGAGGAGGAACGCCACGAAAAAGAUUUGAGAAGAGUGGAUUCUCGUGAUGGGGCUACUGUGGGUGUGUAUGUUAGAUGGGGUACACGGGAGAGGAGCGUUGGGACGUACGAGGUGGCACUCCUGGAUUCCAAGCGCGACUCGGUCGCUACUCACGAGAUGGAUGGGGUUAAGAGAGAGAGACGAGUCGUAAAAGGAGAAAUAAUAGCCACGCGCCCAUUCAGCCAGUGGUUGCAGCCGGGCGUGCAUAAUGGGAAGGUCGACCCGAAGCCUGUGGUGCCGGACACAAUGGUGGCAGGUGGCCAAUUGUCCUCCCCAUCGGGUCCUAUUCACUCCUCGCGCCCAAAACGGCAAUUUCGACUCGACCAUUCACGGCCAUCAAUAAGCCAAGCUACACCUCAGCCAGGUGAGAUCAGCCAAGAUGGAGUGUCGUGUGUGCGGCUAAAAGGUUUGGAGCUUGCCUACGAGACCGUCUAUGUUGCCUAUUCCGACAUCGCGCCCCUCUGGGAAAAGUUGGGGUUGUCCCCAGUCGAUAAUGGCCCCAACCAGCCCACUUCCACUCUCCCUGUCAUCUCUGUGGCCUCUGAAAAUGGUGGUCCUCCUUCUGUCGUCGCCGACUCGUUCAAUAUCGCGCUGUUCUUGGACCACGAAUUCCCAGAUACACCUCGAGUGAUCCCGGACAAUACAGCUGCUCUUCAGGCAUCGUUUGCGCGCACGACCUUGCGCGAUUUGCUAGUGUUCCCUCUGGCGCCACUGGUGAUGCUCACCACCCACCAGAGACUCGAUGACAGAUGUGCACGUUAUUUCCGCGAGACGCGCGAGAAGUCAUUCGGUGUCAAAUUGGAAGAGCUGUCGCCACCAGGAGAGAAGCGGGAAGCCCGCCUCAAAGCCGCACAAAAAGCCCUCACCACCUUGUCCGAAAUCAUCAACACGAACGGAUCGAGGAGAGACACUUGGUUUAUGGGAGAUGUAGGUCCGACGUUUGCCGAUUUUGCGAUGGGAGGUACGUUACAUUGGAUUAGGGAGAUGGGAGAUGAAGAGCUGUGGA
Messenger RNA from Acaulospora colombiana, 1402 nucleotides. The record is from the annotation of a GenBank genome assembly. Lineage: Eukaryota; Fungi; Glomeromycota; Glomeromycetes; Diversisporales; Acaulosporaceae.